Pocillopora verrucosa is the source of this 930-nucleotide messenger RNA. RefSeq names its product universal stress protein Slr1101. The record is from RefSeq and is a predicted model, not a curated record. NCBI's taxonomy places the organism in Eukaryota, Metazoa, Cnidaria, Anthozoa, Scleractinia, Pocilloporidae.
UCUCACACCAUCAUCAAGUCGACUCACUCGCUGAUGAACUGACCUCGUUCUGUAAAUUCUUAUCACGCUAUUUGUUCUCCAUAAUAAGCAAUGGCUGGGAGUGAAGAAAACGUGAGAAAGAUAGUUUUGGGUGUAGACGGAAGUGAACACUGCGAGCGAGCUCUUGAAUGGUAUGUCAAAAAUCUCUCUAACAAAAAAACUGACAAGUUAUUUAUAAUCCACGCACAGGAGCCUCCAACAAUUCCAGCUGCUCCCUACCCCUAUGGUUAUGCAUACUAUGAGGAAUGGCAGCAUUUACUUCAGAAAAGUGAUAAACAUGCCAAAGAACUGUUGGAGAGCUUUGGAGCAAAGUGUAACCACCACGAGCUGAAGUUCAAGUUGUACAAAGAAGAAAGUAACAGACCUGGGGAAGUGAUUUGUAAGCUGGCAAAAGAUGAGGGUGCAGAUAUCAUUCUUAUUGGUUCACGUGGUGUUGGAACUCUGCGCCGCACAUUUCUUGGUAGUGUUAGUGACUACUGUGUGCACCAUACCCAUAUUCCUGUGGUGGUUAUUCCACCUCAAGAUUCACAUGGUGACCAUGCCCAUGCACAUUAAUUAUAUAUUUUACCUUUGAAGAGUCCAACUCUCAUGUGAAGUGUGUAACACUGAUUGUAGAGAGGGGUAAUCAUUCAUGAUCUCCAAGUGCAAAAGGGGCACAAAACAGAUAAUGAUUGAAAAUUUCACAGGAACCUGAAGGCAUUUGAAAUAGAAAACUACAAUUGUUUUUUUCUUUUUCAACAAUAAGUCUUCUUAGGGUUAUAAAUAUCAUCAAAUUGAUUAUUUUCUUGAAUUUUAACUUUUGAUUCACUGUUAGUAACUUAAAUAUACUCAAGUUUCUGCAAUCUAACUGUUUUCAAUAUCUUCUGUGGAGAUUAAAAGGAUAGAAAGGUA